Didymosphaeria variabile is the source of this 927-nucleotide messenger RNA. RefSeq names its product Prohibitin-2, subunit of the prohibitin complex (Phb1p-Phb2p) (gene PHB2). Gene Ontology annotation, biological process: mitochondrion organization. The record is from RefSeq and is a predicted model, not a curated record. Gene Ontology annotation, cellular component: mitochondrion; membrane. The transcript is spliced from 3 exons. The coding region runs from base 1 to 927 and encodes 308 amino acids. NCBI's taxonomy places the organism in Eukaryota, Fungi, Ascomycota, Dothideomycetes, Pleosporales, Didymosphaeriaceae.
AUGUCUGCACCCGAUCCCAAGGAAGCCUGGCAGCGCAUCCAGACCGAGCUCACGCGACGGACACAGAGAUUCGGUGGCGGCGGCGGACCACCCAAGGGCACUUUCGGUGGACUCGGGGCUCUCGUCGUGAUCGGUGGUGGUCUAUACCUCGCGAACAAUGCGCUCUUCAACGUGGACGGAGGUCACCGGGCAAUUAAGUACACCAGGAUAGGUGGCGUGCAGAAGGAGAUCUACAGCGAAGGAACCCAUUUCCGCCUCCCAUGGUUCGAGACGCCCAUCACCUACGAUGUGCGCGCGAAGCCCCGAAAUGUCGCCUCUCUCACCGGCACAAAGGACUUGCAGAUGGUCAACAUAACCUGCCGUGUGCUCUCGAGACCGCGUGUCGAUGCUCUGCCGCAGAUCUACCGGACGUUGGGAACGGACUACGAUGAGCGAGUGCUGCCCUCGAUUGUGAAUGAGGUGCUCAAGAGCGUGGUGGCGCAGUUCAAUGCGAGUCAGUUGAUCACUCAGCGUGAGAAUGUCAGUCGGUUGGUGAGGGAUAACCUCGUGAGGAGGGCGGCGAGAUUCAACAUCAUGCUCGAUGAUGUAUCUUUGACGCACCUUGCCUUCUCGCCUGAGUUCACCGCCGCCGUCGAAGCCAAGCAGGUCGCCCAACAGGAAGCCCAGCGCGCCGCCUUCGUCGUUGACAAAGCCCGCCAGGAGAAGCAAGCCACAGUUGUCCGCGCACAGGGUGAGGCACGAUCUGCUGAGCUUAUUGGUGACGCUAUCAAGAAGUCACGAACAUACGUCGAUCUGAGGGAGUUCGAGAAUGCGAAGAACAUUGCACAGAUCUUGCAAAACUCGCAGAACAAGGUGUACUUGGACUCCCAGGGCUUGGGUCUGAAUGUCAGCCAAUCGGCUUCGGACAAGGAGAAGAGGGGUCAUUGA